Messenger RNA from Entelurus aequoreus (snake pipefish), 894 nucleotides. RefSeq lists its product as uncharacterized. The transcript is spliced from 6 exons. The record is from RefSeq and is a predicted model, not a curated record. Lineage: Eukaryota; Metazoa; Chordata; Actinopteri; Syngnathiformes; Syngnathidae. Bases 1 to 678 code for a protein of 225 amino acids.
AUGUGGCGAUGGAAAAUCUCCGAAGAGGUGUGCCGCCUGGACUUUGAAGCCGCUAUGAUGGAUCUUCUGGACAAACGUGAGAUUAAAGGCGGUGAUGCCAGCAGACAGGAAGCGUGUCAGCAUGCCCUUGCAGCGCUGACAGGAAGCCUCAUUGACUGUAGUAUUAACGCACGCUCUCGUGGACGUGCGCCCUCUGGAUUGGCUGCCGCUGUUACAAUCAGCGCAGGUGCGAGCAAUCAGCAGCUUCUGUUGCAGCUGGCAACAAAAUGGCGGCAGAAUGGACGCACAAUACCUUCUUUAAUUGUAAAUUAUCCACUCAACGGAGAAAAUAACGAAACGAAGGGUGAAACGGCAGUGCGGCUGGAUCAAAAGAGACGUCGCAGACGCUUUGCUGAACCAAAAGUUGGCUUUAAUACAAGCGAGCAUCAGUACUCAGGACUGCAGUUCCUGGAGGAGCUUCCCGUGCAAUCGGCACGCUUUUCUGUUACGGCUGGGUCGCAUGUUUGUGCCUGGAUCGUUUCCCCAAGAUGCAGAUGCAACUCCGGAAGCGGCGUGCAGUCUCCCGUGAAAAAACGUCUGUUCGUGGUCCAGGAACAGGAACAGACGGGACCAGACUCCCUUCUGGCAAAUCACCGCCAAAGAAUAGCAAUGCCUGCGUUCUUCAGCCUUGGGGAAUGACAACAAGUGUUUACGCGAACACCAAAUGGACAGAACACAAUCCAAGAAUGACACCAGCAAUUAGCCAGUUCCAAACGACAUCUACGUUUUCUUGCAUGAAGAAACGAUCUCAUCAGAAGUAUUACCUCUGCCAAGAUGCUUUGGUCUUGUGGCGUUGUGUGUGCAAAGUGAAUCGAGACUGUCCCCCAAAUUCCAAUUCCAUUCAAUGCAUUUGAA